Molecule: messenger RNA, 1836 nt
Organism: Coffea eugenioides
Lineage: Eukaryota; Viridiplantae; Streptophyta; Magnoliopsida; Gentianales; Rubiaceae
Product: probable amino acid permease 7
Exons: 7
Coding region: 412-1647 (411 amino acids)
Cellular component (GO): plasma membrane
Source: RefSeq, a predicted model, not a curated record
UCUUCUCUUCCCUUUUCAUGUAAUCCAAGCCUUAUUUUUAAUGAUGAUCAGGUAAUAAGGAUCUUCUGGGACAACAAAACAGUGGCAUCCUUCCUUUUCAUUUAUUUUGCUAGUGACAAUUUUUGCCAUCACCAAAAUCUGGACCAUCCAUAGCAUUUCCAUCUUUAGAUCACGAUGCAGUGGUUUUCAGGCCCAUCCUGCUUUUAAGCACUUUACCUUUCAUCCACAUAUAAUUGGCAUGAUAUACUUGUGGAACCCAAAAAAAAAAAAAAGGAAUCUUUUUAGUGGGAAAUCCUAUUGUCGCCCUUCUUUAUUGAUUUACUUUGCCCAAGUCAAGGAAAUGUAUGGACUGCUUUGGCGCAUAUAAUAACAGGAGUAAUAGGGUCAGGGGUACUGUCACUAGCAUGGAGCAUGUCAAGACUAGGGUGGAUCGCAGGUCCUCUGACGAUGCUCUGUUUUGCAUCGGUCACCUUCAUUUCGGCAUCUCUUCUCCGAAAUUGCUAUAAUUCUCCUGAUCCUGAGUUUGGUCCAAACACAAAUGCCUCCUUCCUUGACGCUGUUCAAAGGAUUUUAGGGAAAAUGAAUGGAAGGAUUUGUGGAGUAGUAGUUGUUAUAAAUUUCAUCAAGGUUGGAAUUGUCUAUACAAUAACAGCUGCUAUAAGCAUCAGGGCAAUUCUGAAAUCAAACUGUUACCAUAACCAAGGACAUGAAGCUUCCUGUGAUUACAAGACUUCUACUUACAUGCUUUUAUUUGGGGUGAUCCAAAUUUUAGUAUCACAGAUACCUGAAUUCCGGAAUAUGAAGUGGCUUUCUGCUGUUGCAGCCAUCAUGUCCUUCACAUACUCUUUGAUUGGUUCUGGACUUGGCUUAGCCAAAAUAAUAGAGAAUGGAGAAGUAAAAGGCAGCAUAGGAGGCGUUCCUACUUCUACUGCUGCUGAAAAAAUAUGGUUGGUUUCUCAAGCACUUGGGGACAUUGCUUUUGCCUUUCCCUUCUCUCUUUAUUUUCUGGAGAUACAGGACACUUUAAAAUCACCUCCAUCAGAGAAGGCCACAAUGAAGAAGGCAUCUAUUAGUGCCGUCUGCAUUACAACCUUUUUUUACCUUUGCUGUGGAGGGUUUGGGUAUGCAGCUUUUGGGAAUUCCACUCCAGGAAAUCUUUUGACAGGAUUUGGUUUCUAUGAGCCGUAUUGGCUCAUAGAUUUCGCUAAUGCUUGCAUUGUUCUUCAUCUCGUUGGAGGAUAUCAGAUAUUCAGUCAGACACUAUUCGGUACUGUUGAAAGAAGAUUAGCCAGGCAAUUUCCCGGGAGUGGAAUUGUGCAUGAUAACUAUAGCUUCAAACUCCCUGCAAUGCCAGCACUGCGACUGAAUGUCCUCAGGAUCUGUUUCCGUACUACAUACGUCAUAUGCAUUACAGCAAUUGCAAUGAUCUUCCCUUACUUUAACGAAGUUGUGGGAGUGGCUGGAGCCAUUAACUUUUGGCCCAUUGUCGUGUAUUUCCCGGUUGAGAUGUACAUAAUGCAAAAAAAUAUAGAAUCAUGGACACCCAAAGCUGUUAUUCUGCGAACCUAUAGUAUUAUGUGCCUUGUGGUGAUAGUGUUUGCAUUUAUUGGCUCUGUCAAAGCCCUCAUAAGUGCAAGGUUCAGGUAGUAAUAUUGUUGACCCAAAAAAAAAAAAAAAUUAAACCAAGCUAAUUAGAAUUUUAAUAGUUUUAGAAGUUGAUUUGUUAUUUGGUAACUAGAUUAGAAUUUGUCUCAAAGUUGUGUUUGGUAUUGGAAAUUGUAAUGGUGAUGUGAGCAAAUAUAUUUGGGCAAAUAAUCUCUUGUCCAACUUUUGUUA